Messenger RNA from Paramuricea clavata, 4580 nucleotides. Lineage: Eukaryota; Metazoa; Cnidaria; Anthozoa; Malacalcyonacea; Plexauridae. The record is from the annotation of a GenBank genome assembly.
GUUACUUCAGAGCUGGAUUUCAGCAGAAAACAUGAGAUUGAGGGCAGGUUUAUACGAGCGAAUAUCAAAUGUAGCCAGGACAAUGUGGUUAAUGGCAACUUUCUUUCAAGCGACGUCUCUUCAUGUGUGGCAUUGAAGAUAACGGGGAAUAUAACACGUAUGUAUGAUUAACCGUAGGUUGGAUGCCAACUCUCUCAGCGGGCUCAGUUGAAUUUAAUCCAAGCUUGAAUUUAAUCCAUGUUUGCCUGUUUUAGAAUGGCAGACGCACAUGAAGGUUAAUAGACGGUUUUAGACCCCGUUUACACGGUACCGGACGAAUUUGUGACCGGACGAAAAUUCGUCCGUUUCGGCCGUGUAAACACACGAGAACCACGGAACCGCACGAAUUUGAGACCCCCUAACAGGACGAAUUCGCGUGUAAACAGGCGAAAAAGGACGAAUUUUCGUCCGGUCCCAAAUUCGUCCGGUACCGUGUAAACGGGGUCUUAGAUAACAAGACGCAGAAGUCAAGAGGACGUGGAUGUCGUCAUUUGGCGCCAACUAUCGUCAGCUUCUGGUUUGCGACGUCGUCUUGGACUAUUUCACAACGCGAAAAUACAAUUUUCACGUCCUCUCUAGAACGUCACAGAUUUUUGCUUCUUUUGAAAAAAAUAUGAGACUAUGCAUAAUAAAAAUCAUCCUAUUUUGUUCCCCAUGUAUUGUUUAAUAAUACUAGCUAAAGUUUUUCCAUUGACAAGGUUGUUUUUCUUGUAUUCGCUAAAUUUUAGACGAGUUGAUUUUCGACAAAUACUUUCGGUCGCCAUAAACAAAUCAACAAAACUGCAAGCAUUGUUAAUAACCACUUCACCGCUAGUAAUCUUCACCAAAACAAAUAUUUUAGAACAAACUAAACUGAAGUUAUAUUAACAACUGUUUAAAAUCAGGAAAACGUGGGAAAAUAGAAAAAUAAAAGCACUUAAAAGCAGUAAAAACUCAAUCAAUUUUAGUUGCUCUGUCACAACAGUCAACAGUGCAAAAAGUAGGACAAGCAAAAAAACGCUUUCCAGCGUGAAAAACUAUCGUAAACAGUAUUAAAUUUUACCAAUAUAAACACUGAUGCUACAUUUAUACUGAACAGUUGACAAACUUGAUUGAAUAGGCUACAAUUAGCUCGCAAACAAUACCUGCAGCUGUUGUAUUUAUUCCAAAUGAUCAAGAAAGUUCACUUUUCAAAAUACCAAAAAAUAACUUUUUUCAAAAAAAAACUUAUUGAAUGUCCAUACCAAUUCAUCAGGAAACACUUGGCCAGUAUUAUAUAGCCUUUUCUUGCACAUAUCUUGACAACUGAUUGAAAACAAUACAGGAAUGAACAGGUAACAAGAAAACAAAAAUUUGCUUCGAAAAAGACAAACAAGCCGUCCCAGAUUAAAACCCGGAAGUGAACGUGAGGUGCAUACGUCAUUUUCACGUCCUUUUGACGUCCGCGUCUUGUUAUCUAAAACCGUCUAAUAUAUCCCCAUGUUUCGUACACGCGAAUAUAUUUCUCUUUGAUCUUGAGCGCAGUAAAAAACCUGACUUUAACCCUAUAUUCUGCGCAAAACAGGAAGUAGUAACCAGUUACCACAUGAAAACGAGGCCACUGGGUCAAGAAUGCAAUAAACACUUAAACAGUGCCGAAACAGAUCUGGGAAAAUGUAGGAUCUCGGGAGCUUGAGAAACAUUCGCAUGGCUUAAAGCUGCCAGUAAUACGAGCAACAAAAUUGCUGCAACUUGUAACAAAAUCUGAUUUCAACGCAUGUUAAGUAGAAAUGUAGCCCGCGUGCAGGCCCAAGGGAACUGAUAGUGGGCCUGCAAGCAAUGCCCGGUAUUUUGUACUUUCCGCGUUCGCCCACGAACGCGGCAUUCUGAUUGGCUGUUUGCUGUUGGAUUCUAUAAUUAGGUCAGUGAUUCAUCACAAAGGCUCUCGAUAAGCUCAAAAUUCGAAAAUUGAUCACUUUUUUCGAUUAUAAAUGGAACAAGAACAGAUUGUUUAUUGUUUACUUGAAGGAAGAGAUGUUUUUGCCGUUAUGCCAAUGGGGAUUGCUUGUCGUGAGGUGUUGGAAUAGCAACAUUACGACUGGGGUAAACUAUAGUAACCUUUACUUGAGUUUCAUUAAUUUCAGACUUGAUACGUUAUAUGUUCCUCAAGAAAAUUAUCUUUUGGUUGAUGUUGAGAUGCAGUUGCAUGUAAGCCUAUUCGAAACACUUUGCGAUUUACAAGGCUUCGCUGAGAGAGCGAAACAGAAGACGGUAUUAAAUUGCCGUUUGAAACGAAACGAUCUGGACUCUGAACGCUCUCUUCUUUUGUAGAGUUCUUUACCAAAUGAAAUAACUGAAAUAAAUUUCGUACUUUCCGCCGCCAACAAGAAUUGCACACACGAUCUGAUAAGUGAGACAAUUUAUUUAUAACAAUGCCAAUGGCGACAGCGAAGCACACAUAAUAUAAAUGCUAAUGUGGUUGCACGACUUCCCUCACGAUUUGAAGUUUGAGACUGGUUUUCUGUUGAAAUUCGUCCUAAUUUGCCUGUUCCGAUUUUAGUUGAAAAUGAGCACUUGCAAAUUUGGCAAUUACUGACUGCGUUGCUUGCUUUUUUGGAGUUAAAACGCUGCCAUUUACACAUUGUUUAUGUUCUGAAUAAGCAGAGAAAACCCCGCAACAUUUUAAUGCGAGUUUGUUUGUUAAUAUUUGGGUGCUGUCAUUGGUUCUUUUUUGACAAUUGACGCGCGAAUGGGGCGUGUUAUGAAAAGGGGCGUUUUACAAAAUACCGGGCCUUGCUUGCAGGCCCACUAUCAGUUCCCUUGGGCCUGCACGCGGGCUGGUACAAAUGUUGACACAUGUUGCCUCGUGAUUUGUAAUGUAUGUAUAAACUUUGCAAUUAACAUGCGUAGAAAUCAGAUUUUGUUGCAAGUUGCAGCAGUUUUGUUGCUUGUAUUACUCCACCUUAAUUAAUGAAGAAGGUUGAUGAAUAUUUUCAAUUGCAAUUAUUCACACAUAUACCUAAUACGAGAAUCUUAACAUAAAUACAGUUCGACUGUCGUAUAUAUUAUAGAAUAUAGAAUAUAGUUUAUUGUUGCAUACACAAAUGGCAUAUGUAGUAUGCAAUCAAUUAAGUUUCCAUUGUUGUUAUACGUUCGAGGAACAUUUGAAAAUCGAGGAACGAUAUACACUUUUUGCAGGACUGACUGUGAGCACGAUAUUUUGUAAGACGUCAGUUAGUACAACUUCCAAAUUACUGCUUCGUCGUUAGUUAACUAGCUUCAAAGCUUAGUGAGAUUUCGGUCGAAAAAUACUGGAAAAUAUUACUAUUGUGACAUUGUCUAUACAGGGUGUAUCAAAAUAAACGCAAUUCAUCGUUUGUGCUUAAUAACUUUCGAAAUACUAUUUCCAGUUAAACGCUUUUAGGCUUACUUCAAAGCCUGUUCUUUUCUCUUUCAAACAAACUACUAUUCUUGUGUCCAAUGCUAGUAAUAAUUGCACAGGAAAAGAUUUAGUAAAACCUAUCAUUUUUAGUUGCUGUUUAAUUAUGCAAGUUUACUAUGUUAUUGUUUAGUCGGUUUAAAUGUUAGAAUUUUCUUCUUUAAACUGUAAUGUUGUCGUCAAUACAUCUGGAAAACCACGUAAGAACAAAUUCAAAGUAUUUUAAAAGAGACCAGGUUGUUUGAAAAUCCUAAACGAAUGCUAAAAAUCAUAGAAUCAAAACAUUCUGGUGUCUGAGCCAGAGUGUCAUCGAAUUACGAUGUAAUGUAAACAGAAAUUAUAGCAAGCUGAUGUCAGUCAGCUUAGAUGGUCCAAACCAAAAUUAUAUCGCAUUUGAAGUUUCAAACUGUGUUAAAAAAAUUGGAAGAAAAGCCGUAAUUAUACUUAUUGUUACAAUCCAUUUAUUAAAAUGCAACAUGUUUUUGUUUUAAUGAAAAAACCCAGUUAUUUUCAUGAGAACGAUUUGUUAUUCCAUCUCAAUUUUUCUAAUCUCCAAUCGCAAUAACGUAAAGUAUUAUUACCCGCGAACCAAUGAGUCCAAUUUAAGAAACAACCCACUGUUAGAAAGCUGAAUGGCUACGCUUUAAAAUGAAUGUAAACUUUAACGUUUUCGUCUAUUAUUUGUUUAGCAAUUUACAUUUCAGUCGAGGAUUGCGCUUUUUUUGAUACACCCUGUAGUAUUAUUUAUGUAUUAAUCAGUUUAUUAACCUGUUGAAAUUUAGAUCGUUACACGACGAACAUGACAACAGAGGAUCAUUUGCCUACGUCAAAGAUGGAUCGUUACACGACGAACAUGACAACAGAGGAUUAUUUGCCUACGUCAAAGAUGGAUCGUUACACGACGAACAUGACAACAGAGGAUCAUUUGCCUACGUCAAAGAUGGAAAAGAGUGUCAGUAUAUUCUCCAACAGACUGGUGUUAAUUGCUGUUAUUACAGGAGGUGUUUUACUUCAGUUAGUAGUUGUUGGAAUCGUGGUCUAUUGUUGUUAUGGGAGAAAGUACUUCAAAUCCAGAUCUCUCGUACAAUGUGAAAAUGCGGUGAGAUACAACUGUAAUGAUCCGGAAACGGUAGAACGUGUGUAG